GUUCAAUCAACCUAACCUAACAUUUUCACAUUCGAUUUAGUGUUGUUUACUCUUAUUUAAACAUAUUUCCUAUUUAUUGUAGGAAUUUAGUUGUAGUUUCAAAGAAUUAAACAAUUAACGAAAUGACUUCGUUCGAUUUUAAAUGGAAAAGUGGUGAUAGUUCAGCGAAAAGUACGUUUGCCAAGAAGAGAAAGCCAAAUAAAAAUGAAAGUGCUAUGUCGCAGUCACAAAAUAAAUCUGUAACAAAUGUUAAAGGACCAACGGAGACUCAAGCUUUGCUUAAAAAGAAAACUGGAGUACGAAAAGCGAAUCCUACAGUUUCGAAAGAAAUCGAUUCGAGUGCAAGUUCGAAUCAAACGAAAGAAUCAAAUGCUCCAAGAAACACUAACAAGAGUAGUAAUUUUGGUACGAAUUCAAAGUUUCGUAGGAAUUUCGGAAAUACAGAUACAACCGAAAGUAACACUAAUAAAAGCAGCAAUUUUGGUACGAAUUCAAAGUUUCGUAGAAAUCUUGAAAGUAAAGAUACAACAGAAAGUACCGAAGAAGCGCCAAAAUUUAUAAAACGAAAGUGGAAGAAAGACAAAAUAGCCGCUAAAAAGGCUUUAGCGGAGGGAAAAUCUGUCCAAAACGACGCUUCAAAGAAACCACCAGCCCAUUCUCUAUUUGCCGUCGGCCAAAAGGAUAUCUACGUUAAAAGCAACACCCGAGCGAAAUCUGUUGUCGAGGAAGUGUUUAGUGCGGAUAAGAAAUUCAGCGAUUUAAAUAUACACAAAUACAUAGUCUCAAAUUUAAAUAAAAUUGAUUUUGUGACUCUCACAAACGUUCAGGAGAAAUCCAUUCCUGCUAUCCUCGAAGGAAACAACGUUUUGAUAAGAUCUCAAACUGGUUCUGGAAAAACUUUAGCGUAUGCCGUCCCAAUUUUAGAUGCUUUACAAAAUAUUAAUCCCAGAUUACAAAGAACCGAUGGAGUACAAGCCAUUAUCGUUGUCCCUACCCGAGAACUCGCCUUACAAACUUACGAAUUAUUCGGGAAAAUUAAUACUUUUCAAUGGAUUGUGGUCAGUUAUCUCUGCGGAGGAGAAAAUCGUAAUACGGAAAAAACGAGACUUCGGAAAGGAGUUCACAUAUUAAUAGCUACUCCUGGUAGAUUAUUGGACCAUAUGCUUCAUACAAACGCCUUUAAAACUCAAAAUGUAAGAUGUUUGGUUCUAGACGAAGCCGAUCGACUAUUAGAUAUGGGUUUUAAAAAGGAUAUCGUAAAGAUAGUUGAAGAAUUUGACGCUGCUAAGAAAAAUGCCGAAUACAAUCCGAUGGCCUUAUUAAAAAAAACCUAUUUUACCGAUGAUGAUGGUGAAUCAACAGCAGCAGCUUCGAAUCCACCCGAUACCUCUUCAAUGCCUUUAAGAGAUCCAAAAAGCAAAACAAGGCAAACGUUAUUACUUUCUGCCACAUUGACUCAAGGAAUAGCGGAAUUGGCGGAUUUCACAAUGAAAGAACAUACCUACAUAGACGCAUUAGAUGAAUUCGCGACCGCCAAUCCCGAAAUGAUGGUUAUACCUAAAACAGUCCAGCAAAAAUUCAUCGUUACCCACACAAAGCAUCGCUUAUUCACUCUAUCCGCCAUGCUAAUAACCCUAUCGCAAACCAAAUCUAAAGUAUUUGUAUUCAUGGGCACUAGCAAUAUGGUCGAUUACCAUUACGAUCUGUUCACUAAAUACCUCGUGCAGUUACCGAGGAACAGAGGGAAGCUGAAAAGCGACAAUAUCGUUGUUUUGGAAGAUUUCGAUAACGCUAGCGACGAUGAGGAAAUUGUUGUCGAUACGGAAUUUUUCAAAUUGCACGGAAAUAUGGAUCAGAAUGUUCGUAAGGACGUUUUCACGAAAUUUAGAGCAGCCAAAAAGGGUGUUUUAAUUUGUACAGACGUGGUGGCUAGAGGAAUCGACGUUCCCACCGCGGAUUGCAUUAUUCAAUACAACGGCCCGCAGAGCAUCGAGGAUUACCUGCAUCGGGUCGGCAGGACCGGGAGGGCGGGAAAAUCCGGCACCUCUUACAUAUUUCUGACGCACGAAGAGCAGGAUUUCGUCACCGAAAUGGAGAAGCACAGAGUUUACUUGCAAAAACACGAGACGGAGGUGUUUUUGAAGAAUUUGAGCGCCGUAAUGGACGAGGCGGACCACGAGAAAGCCGCCGUGGCUUUGCAGAAACGCUUCGAAAGCGCUUUGGAAAACGAUAAGGAGUUGCACAAAUCCGCUUGUGUGGCUUACAGUUCAUGGUCUCGUUUCUACAAUACGUAUUCAACUAAAAUGCGACCGAUUUUCGAUUUCAAAAAAGCCAACUUAGGUCAUUACGUCACCAGCUUCGGUUUAAAAGAGUCUCCAACAGCUGUAGCCAGAGUAGUCAGAGGCCAAUUCGGUAAAACUGAGGCUCCAAGAUUAAAUAGAAAAUUGCAGAUACACGAAACGGAAGAGAAACCCAGAGCGAAAAAUCCUCCAAAGAAGAAAAUAAAAUCAGUGAGCCUCACAACAUCAGAAUUUUCAAGCGGAUUGGAACCGAUGAAGAAAAAGCGAAAGAAAACCAACGAUUCUGAUAAUGAAUAAUUUGUAAUGCACAUAAGAUUGUUAAUUUUUUUUUAUAUAAAAUAAACUUGUA
Messenger RNA from Phyllotreta striolata, 2649 nucleotides. NCBI's taxonomy places the organism in Eukaryota, Metazoa, Arthropoda, Insecta, Coleoptera, Chrysomelidae. The record is from the annotation of a GenBank genome assembly.